This is a messenger RNA of Cylas formicarius (sweet potato weevil), 2622 nucleotides long. Its product is annotated as cell surface glycoprotein 1-like. The record is from RefSeq and is a predicted model, not a curated record. The transcript has 5 exons. Lineage: Eukaryota; Metazoa; Arthropoda; Insecta; Coleoptera; Brentidae. The coding region runs from base 1 to 2622 and encodes 873 amino acids.
AUGGAACAGUACUGGUUUUGGGGCGGAAGGUCCACCACGCAUGCUUUGCUAAGUCUUGUGGGGAGCAUUGUCGAGGGCUUUGACGCUGGUGAAAUAGCGGAGGCCACCUUUUGCUAUCUCUCGAAGGCUUUUGAUUGUGUGGAUCAUGGAGUGCUGAUGCAGAAGCUCGAGUGUAGUUCUGGCUUGCCGGUAUCGUUUGGAGUGCCGCAGGGCUCGGUGCUCGGGCCCCUGCUGUUUAUACUUUACAUCAACGAUUUGCCUUCCCACAUACCAUAUUUAAAGAUGUCGGACAAAAUUUUUGACAAUUUAUAUUUACCCGCGAUAACUAGAGAAUUCGGCAAUUUUGACGCGAAUCAUGAUCACGAACACGUAACAAAUAAUGAGAGCGUACUCCAAGAUAUCCAUAUUCAACCAAUAGAACCUACGGGACAACCAAUUUUACUUCCCGAUUAUCUAAGCGCAUUCAAUGAACCGACGCCACCUGUAUCUACCAAUUAUCCGAGCAUAGCCAAUGAACCUGCGGUACCUUUAUCUAUCGAUGAUCCGAGCACAUCCAAGGACGCGACGCUAAAUUUACCUAUCGAUUAUCUGAGCAUAUUCGAUGAAGAGACUCAACCUGUACCUACCGAUUAUCCGAGCAUAGUCGAUGAAGAGACUCAAUCUGUACCUACCGAUUAUCCGAGCAUAUUCGAUGAAGAGACUCAACCUGUACCUACCGAUUGUCCGAGCAUAUUCGAUGAAGGAAUUCAACCUGUACCUACCGAUUAUCCGAGCAUAUUCGAUGAAGAGACUCAACCUGUACCUACCGAUUGUCCGAGCAUAUUCGAUGAAGAAAUUCAACCUGUACCUACCAAUUAUCCGAGCAUAGCCAAUGAACCUGCGGUACCUUUAUCUAUCGAUGAUCCGAGCACAUCCAAGGACGCGACGCUAAAUGUACCUAUAGAUUAUCUGAGCAUAUUCGAUGAAGAGACUCAACCUGUACCUACCGAUUAUCCGAGCAUAGUCGAUGAAGAGACUCAAUCUGUACCUACCGAUUAUCCGAGCAUAUUCGAUGAAGAGACUCAACCUGCACCUACCGAUUGUCCGAGCAUAUUCGAUGAAGGAAUUCAACCUGUACCUACCGAUUAUCCGAGCAUAUUCGAUGAAGAGACUCAACCUGUACCUACCGAUUGUCCGAGCAUAUUCGAUGAAGGAAUUCAACCUGUACCAACCGAUUAUCCGAGCAUAUUCGAUGAAGACACUCAACCUGUACCUACCGAUUUUCCGAGCAUAUUCGAUGAGGACGCUCAACCUGUAGCUACCGAUUAUCCAAGCAUAUUCGAUGAAGAGACUCAGCCUGUACCUACCGAUUUUCCGAGCAUAUUCGAUGAAGACGCUCAACCUGUACCUACCGAUUAUCCGAGCAUAUUCGAUGAAGACGCUCAACCUGUACCUACCGAUUUUCCGAGCAUAUUCGAUGAAGACGCUCAACCUACGUUCAAACCUGUACCUACCGAUUAUCCGCGCAUAUUCAAUGAAGAGACUCAGCCUGUACCUACCGAUUUUCCGAGCAUAUUCUGUAAAGAGACGCAACCUGUACCUGCGGAUUAUCCUAGUAUAUUCACUAAACCGUCGGUACCUGUAUCUACCUUUUAUCCGAGAAUAUUCAAUGAACGGACGGCGCCUGUAUCUACCGAUUAUCCGAUCAUAUUCAAUGAACCGACACUACCUGUAUCUACCUAUUAUCAGAGAAUAAUCAAUGAACCGACGGUACCUGUAUCUACCUAUUAUCCGAGCAUAUUCAAUGGACCGGCGGUACCUGUACCUACCGAUUAUCGUACAAUAGGCAAUGAACCAACGGUACCUGUAUCUACCUAUUAUCCGAGCAUAUUCAAUGGACCGACGGUACCUGUACCUACCGAUUAUCGGACAAUAUUCAAUGAACUGGCGGUACCUGUAUGUACCGAUUAUCCGAGCAUAUUCAAUGAACCGGCGGUACCUGUACCUACCGAUUAUCCGACAGUAUUCAAUGAACCGACGGUACCUGUAUCUACUGAUAAUCAGAGCAUAUUCAAAUAUCCGACUUUACCUGUAUCUACCUAUUAUCCUAGAAUAUUCAGUGAACCGACGGUAUUUGUAUCUAAAGUUUAUCCGAGGAUAUUCCAUGAACCGGCGGUACCUGUAUCUACCCAUUAUCCCAACAUAUUCAAUGAACCGACGGUACCUGUAUCUGCCGAUUAUCCGAACAUAUUCAUUGAAUCGACGGUAUCUACAUAUAAGCAAGCAAUUACUUAUAAAUCUUCCAUGAGACCAUAUUUGCCGUACCAAAAUUUUAAUAAUUCGCCUCUUUCUCAAUACAAACAAUAUCAAUCGAUGGUUAUGCCUGAAACAUAUCUGACUCCGUUUAGUGCUCAACCCGUGUUAUUCAAUGUACACCGUCCGAUUCUUUCCGAUUAUAUGAAUCAGCCACAAUAUUAUUGCAACCUGAAACCCCCUGCCCAUCCGCCGUUUCCACAAUUCCCUUCACCAUUUACUAUGGGAUAUAUUCAACAUACCACUUCCACCUACACGACUUGGUCUGCAAAUUACUCUUCAAUUUAUGACGGAGGGCUUAACUAUCAACCAUUCACUUAUCCGUACUAG